CCAAAUAUUAGAAACUGAAGCAAAUCGCGGGAAAACAAAUGAUGCUUUAGAUAAGAAGCAGACGCCUGAUACAAGCCCUAGUUACUUGCUUCGUAGCCUCUUUUCAGGUUUUCCAGAAGAUGAGGUUUUAUCUCCAAGAAGACAAUUGAAUGUAAAAGGGAGGCUUGGGAAUAUCUAUUUGUCCAUACUCUCGGCUCUUGUUAGUGAAGCAUUUGCUUAGAUAGUCAAAAUGUUUCUCCUCUCGUUUUUUAGAAAAAUAUUUGUAAGUAUCUUUCUUAAACAUAUAUGCUUGAAUUUUGAGAAUUAAGCCUUCCCUUUUAAUCUAGAGUUUACUUCUGUGUAUCUUGUUUUAACAUUGCUUUUGUUUUUAGGGUAAACUCUGGCAAGCUCAGGACAACCAAUCUCAAACUGCCCCGAUGCUAUCAUCUGGGGGGGAAUCUCUCCUUAAUUCCUCUGUGUCUGCUGUAACAGAGGAAUUGGACACUGGACUGCCAGAGAGCAUCUCUGAUGAACUUAUGGCUGUAUCGGAGCCUAACAUGGGAUUAGAUGCAAAAUCCAGUGUCUCAACAUUAGCACACAGUGACAGUCUGUCAGCUGAGCAUCAUAGCACCUCUGGAGUAGAAAACUUUUGCCAGAAGACAGAGGAUUUGGGUGAUACGCUCCAGGUGAUUUCUCAUGGGCCAGCAGAAUCCCUUACUGAAGAAUUACUAAAGGCUGAAGACCUUGAAGAAAACGAAAAAAACAGAAAAAGAAACUUUAGGAAACUAGACUGUUCUGGUGAUGAAUACCAGAAAGAAAAUGAAGAGGCACAAGAUGCUGAGGAGUAUCAUGCUGAAUGCUGUGCUUUAGCUCCUGGGGAAAGUUGGUCAAAGCAAGAGGACCCUCACUUAAACCAGCAUGAGGUGAAGUCUUCAAGACCCUGUUGCACUGAAGUAGCAGGAUCUCUGAAGAACACAGAAGAAAACCAAGCAAAUGUUCAGGUGAUAGCUGAAACUCUGCCAAAGCUCACUGAAGAAGUACAAGUUUUUAGUUCUGUUGCUUCAUCUCCUGAGGAGUUCUCAAAAGAAAAACUUAAAAUGGUCCCAUCAGAAGGUGAUAAGUUGAAAAAAGACCUGUGGCAAUCCUCUGUCAGUGAUCUAUGGAAGGAUGAUAGAAAAGAAAAUAGUCUGUUGAUGGAAAUGAGCAACAUCACUUCCCAUGAAAUUGGACAGACAGGCAGACUCUUUUAUAAGACCUCCAGUAAAAUUUCUCCUCCCAGUAGCCACAGCUAUCUGGAUCUUAGUACCAAGCUAGAAAAAGACUUGUCUGAGACACAACUGCUUGGAAAGGAAUCUGAGAGUAAUACACCACCAAAAGAGUUGGCUGACAGUUUAGUUGAUGCUGCAGAAGCUAACAGUAAUGACAGUUUGUCCACUGGCAAAGAAACUAAUUUGAUUUCUACACUAAAUAUAACUCUACCUCCUGUUGCACAAAAAUCAAGAGAAUCUCAUCACAAUGAAUGUCCUCCUCGUACUGCCAAUAAAAUUUCAAGCAGGAACAAGGCUCAGGAUAAUCUGUCUGGAAAAGAAUCAAUUGGUGCUUCUGGAACAAUGGGGGAACAAGUUGCUGAAAUCAUACUUCAUGAAGACAAAUUCAAGUCUUCAGUAAGUUCCAGGACUUUUGAUAACUUUAAUCUGACAAGCAAAAUUUCCCAAAAGAACACGAAGUCUUUAUCAGGAAGUACGGAGGAUAUGGUCACUGGUUUAGAAAAUGAACACAAAGACACAACGAAUUGUAAUAAUUGGAGUAUAAAAGACCAGUGUACAGUUGCCAGUACUUCCUGUAUUUUAUCAAGGAGCCCAUGUGUAGAUGAUGUUCUCCUAAACAGUUACUCUUUUAAUGUUGAUGUUGAUAAGAAGAUUGAAGAAAAUGUUAAUUUGGAAGGAGAAGCUUCUGCUGCCUAUAACAGUAAAAAGGCAAUAAUCUUUCCAGAAGCACACUUGCCUUUAGCAUGUGGAUGUCUUCUUCACGAAGAUGACUGGGGCAACAGAGGUGUAGAUCUGCAUGGGACAAAUGACAUUUCCACAGCAAAAAACAUGUUUUGUUCAGCUUAUACUGCAGAGAAGUCUAUUGCUACCUUGGUAAGAGAUGAGAUUUCAAAUAAGAAUAUGGAGGUUGUGAAACAACUUGAUCUCCGUAAAGUAACAGAUGGAAGUGAAAGUGUUUGUGAUAGAGAUAAGGCAAAAGAACAAAUCGCCAUGUGUGCUCUCCAGACAGAUGAUAAAAUAAGAACUGUGGAUUCUUCAAAGGCUUUGGAAGGCAAUCAAAGAAAUAAGACUAGUGAACAGCUAUUAGGCAGAUAUUUGAACAAAAAGACCUGUGUUCGUAAUUUUGGAUUUUGCAACUCUCCAUUAGGCCCAAAGAAGAGAGAACUAGGUGCAUCUGAGAAGAAAGAAGCGUCCUCACCUGUAGCUGAUCCCUCCAAGUGUAGUGCUUCAAUCUGUGAUACGCAUCCGUUACUCAACAACAUGAAUAUUCAAGGACGACAUGCUAGCCAAACAGAAAAGACCAUUCAUCCAAUGGAAAAUCAGUGUCUUGCAUGUCCAAGCAAGUUUGAUGGCCCAGUUCCAAGCAGCAAGCGACAUUUGGAAAGUUUAAACAACCAACCAAACACUGGCUUACGAACUAUGGUUACUUCUGCAGAAGAAACCAAAAUAUCAGUUGGCUCUAGUCAAAGUGAAGAGACGCUGUUAAAAACAAGUGAUGACCUGCCUUCAUUAGUUCAUAAAUGUGCAAGAGAAGACAGUGUUCAAGGAAUUCUAAAAGAGAAUGUAGUGGAUUUAGACUCUCUAAAUGGUGUGAGAAAUGAUGACCGUUCAAGAUACGUGGGCUUCAUCAGUGAUCUGAUUGAAGAGAAGGCAGGCAGACUAAAAGAACACAAGAACAGAUGUGAAAGAGAAGAUAAAGGAACUCCCAAAGAAAGCUUUUCUGAUAGCAAAUCACACUGCUCACAGCAUGCUUGCUUUAUCAAAUGUGCAAAAGAGAAAGCAGAGCUAGUGUUUGCAGGAAACAAAAUGCAGCAGUCUUUGCCAAAGAUGAAGUUGUUGAUGGAGGAUCAGGAAAAUACAGUUAGUGCCCAAUAUUUGGCCUUCUCAUCAAUUCAUGAGAGUCUGUCAUAUAAGCCGGAAAAUACCAAUGUGCUUUCAGAGACAGAAAACAAAAAAAAUCUGAGAAUAAAAUCUAUCUUAAAUAACUCUUGCUUGCAGUUAAUAUUUGAGCCUGGUAAAGAAAGUGAUGCUCAAAAAGGUAUUGGUCCAUCCCAUUUUGGCAAGUUUGAUAUCCAGGAACCUUUUGAAGAUACUCAAGUGGAUUCAGAAACACCGUCAGCUCUGAACUUGGGAACCUCUCUGCCUGAGAAAGAAAAGCUGUGUAUGUCAUCUGAGAAUACACAAAUAGGAAAUUGUGAUUUGUCUUCAACUGAAGUUUUUCGCAAAGUGACAAAACCUCUUUCUGUAACAAGGUCUGUUAAGAGAAGAGCCAGCAAUACUGAGAUUCCAACUUCAGAGAAGGAAACAGCAACUGGCUUUCUGAAUGGUGCAAAAAGCUUAAGAGUUUGUGCACACAGUGAAGAAAGUCUGGGAGAUGAGGGGCAUAGCAUGCUAACUGUGAAGGACGUGGAUGUGACAUCACCAAAAAGUUCUUGCUGUGGAGAGAAGUUUAAGAAUGCAUAUGUAGAAGAGAAGAUGGGAAGAGAAGUAGUCCCUAGAAAAAAGUUGCCCAUAGAUUCUUUUCUUGAUGGAGAAGGUUGUCUAUGGGCCUCAUUAGAAGAUUCAAAAGAUUCUGGUAGCAAAAGAGUCCUCAGUACUGAAAAUUAUGGAAAUACUGUGGAAGAAAUCCCAAAAUCUAACCUAAAUAAUCUUUCAAAAGAAAGAAAAAAUUACAUAAAGCUCACAAACUUAGCAACUACCAGUCUACUUUCAGAAACUCUGCAUGAUUGUCAAGUUGAAGCUGCAUCUGAUGCAGAAACUUCACCAGAAUUGCAGUAUAAUACAACCCCCACAUUUUAUCCACAUGUGAAUAUACUAUCAAACAGGUGCAAAGAUGCAUCCCCAAACUGCAUGGUUUGCAGUGAAGUAUGUGUGCCUUACAAAUUAAAUGCACAGAGCAAAGACAAUGUUAAGGAGAUUACAGAAGGCCAGGACACUAUACCAACUCAUUCCGAUCGCAAGGAAAAUGAGAGACUUGAUCAAAUAAAGCAAUGUCGGGUACUUAAACGAAAGAACAGCUAUGAGAAGAUGGAAGUACAUCUCUCAGACAAGGCACAACAAGAACAGAACUCAGAAUAUCAAGAGAAAGGAAAAAUCACACUGCAACCAAGUAUGUUGCACAGUUCUGAACUUUUAUGCAGCUCCUCAAAUGAGUUGGUGACAUCAAGAAAUAUGAGGUUUGAAGGUCUUUCAGAGGAGAUUUUUGCUGUCAGAAGCAAUGAAAAUAAACUAUGUAGCACUUUACAAGAAGUCAAAAGGCCAAAGAUUACCACAGAUAUUAUUAAUUCACAGUUUUUGAAGACUCAGGAUUCAGAAAUAGAAAACCUGAACCUUAAUUUAGGGUAUGAUGGAAUCCCUGGUGCCUUUGGAAUUACAAAUAAACUAAGAGGACCUCUUCCAUUAAAAAGACAGCCUGGAAGGGCGUGCAAAAAAGUUUCCACAUCAUAUCAGCUAAAAACAGUAAGAAAAAGCAAAAAAAUUAAAAGUUCACCUUUUUUUGAGAUUGUCCCAGAAGUAUUGCCUAAGCAGGAAAACCCACUUCUCAAAUCUUUGUACUUUGCAUGUAAACCACCAACAAUGGAAACGGAAACAGCCAUGAGAUUUGUGCAUAUGCCAAGGCAGAGGUCCAAGAGUUGCAGUUUGUUGAACAGCUUGAAAUUUAGAAAAUGUACCAAAGAACCGGCAUUGUUGAGCAAGCUGUCUGCAAUGGCUAGCAAACUCCUUGCACCUGCCAAAAGCACCCAUAACUCAGAACCUCUGCCAUAUUCUUCUGAAAUUCUUCCAGUGGGUGAGAGGUAUAGCCAACGUAGAUCUAAAAAUCUAUUGGAAGCCUUUUCUUGCAUUAACAGAAACUUACACUCACGCUGGGCUGACAGUUGGUGCACCAAGAUGUUCAGUUUUCAGCCUUUGGCACUUUAUUCUGUAGAAUCUACCAAAAUACUUUUUUCAAACUUGAGCCACAAGCCUCCAGCCUCUUUCUUGGAUACCCCAGUUUUCCCAAUUUCUUUUCACAUAAAAUUGGACUCCAGUCCUGUGACAGACCUCACAGGGAUUAUAUCCCAGCACUCCAUACAUCACAGACCGGCUUGGGAAGAAAUGCCAGCACCACCUUCAGAGUGGACUUUCUCUUUUCUGCUGUCUCAGAGAUGUUCAGGUACAACAGCUUUUAAUGAAGAUUUCAGUCUAAGGGGUGAGCUGCAUUCCUCUCUCUCUGUAACAACCCCAAGGACUGUUGCCCUUCAUCCUGACCACAGAAUAAAUGCUGCAGCUGAAAGGAGAGGAGGUUGCUCCAUGCUUGGCCUUCACACAGUGUUAGCACUUUCUUCCCCUGGAUGUUACAGGAUUUGGACAAGAAGAAGAAACUUAACCAGUCAUAUUCCUACCAUCCAGAGACUAUUUAUAUCACAAUUCGCACAGGGUUUGAAAGGGGCAAGGCAUCCAACUUGUGUAUCAGAUGGCCUCAUCUCUUCAUUGCCAUACUCACUGGGCAGGGUACUAUCCAUAUGGAGUCAGCAUGGUCCUGCCUGUCCCUCCGAAAUCACUCCUCUCCAUUCCAGUCACUGCAAGUGGCAGCCAAGUGUGGGCAUCGAGAACAGCAAUGCCAUGCUACCGCACUUACCUGUACAGUGUUUGGAAGCACUACAGACUGCAGGUCAUGAGAUAUGUCUGGAAACUUCAUUCCCUCUUCCAUUACCAAAGUCUUCCUCGCUUCCAGAGUCAUUGCCAUCUCCCCGCAGGCUUUCAGCAUCUGAGCUCCAGGUCCAUGCCCUUGAUGAAGCUGAUGCUUCUGUUCCAGCCUGUCUUGGAUCCCAAGAUGACACAGAAUUGAAAAAAACUGAGCUGGAAAAGAGGCCAAAAAAGGUCUCACAGAUCCGAAUCCGGAAAACUGUUCCUAAGCUGGACCAUAACCUUACUCCAAUGGGACUACCCAAACCAAAAAGGCUUAAGAAGAAAGAAUUUAGUUUAGAAGAAAUUUACACAAACAAGAACUAUAAGUCCCCUCCUCCAGCCAGGAGCUUGGAAACAAUCUUUGAAGAGCCCAAGGAGAAAAAUGGACGCUUGAUCUCUGUCAGCCAGCAGAAGAGAAAGCGGAUUCUAGAGUUUCAGGACUUUACUCUUCCCCGGAAAAGGAAGACACGAAGCAAAAUCAAAACAGUGGGUAGUUUCACCCGAGCAAAAAAAGCUGCAGUACACAGUGCAGAGUUAGAUGCUCUUCUGAGUCAGAAGCUAAUGGACCUUGAAGUUUUUUUUGCAAAGGAGGCUGAGCGGGAGCAGGCUUCUAGCAUCUGAGGGAGCUGAAAAUGGUCCAAUCAGCUCUGUCAGUAUUUUAGUCCCAUUGGGAGAAAUAUACAGACUUCUCAUACAUUGUUCUACCACUCUGUUCUUACAUCAGGUGAUCAGGUUUUGGCUGUGGCCCUCUUUAAGGUGCUAUUUUUAUUUUCUUUUUUUCUUAAACGUUAUUGGAGGGAUUCUUUCAGGUCCUUGUUUGAGUGUAACAGCCACAUACAACUUACCAUUCCUUCUGCAACCUCUGGAAAUUACUGCUAAUGUUUAAUUAAACACCUUUUGGGGGUAGAGUAGGAGUGUGAAGGAGGAAGUAGUGCACCUUCAGUGAUGCUAGAACUCUGUACUCAAGAUCAUUUGCACAUUUGAGUCUACUGUUGUUACUGUAAUGGCUAUUUUGAACAACCUGACAGAAGAGAUACAGUGUUCAGUAAAGGUGAAUUCUAGCAAACACAUUCUUGGUAUACCACUAACUUUUUAACAAUUAAAAGUAGCUGCCUGAGUUUGCUUUCAAUUGUUUCUUCCUUCUGUUUACUUAGAAGGUUCCUUCUGAGUUUCUGUGCCCUUCCUGGCUUCAGGCAGCAGAAGCCCGACAUAACUAGAUUUUAAAUAACUUGCACUUUGUAUAUGUUUGUUUGCUGCAUGAGGACCCCUUUUAACAUGAUUGAGCUCAAAACCAGGUAAUAUUUUAAGAAAAAGUUGUGCCCAGUACUAAUUUUUACCCAAAUAUAGAGUUAUUACCUACUUGGCUGAUGCCAACCUCUUCUCCAGAGGAAAAGGCAAUUAGCCCAUGAGGAUGUUAAGCUCCUGGAUGUGUAAGUAGAGGGUUUUUUUUUUAACUGAGCUGAGAUGCUGCAUGCAGGAACACCAGCAAAAUCUCUGAGACUCAUUUUUAAGUGAUUUUUAAUUCCAUUAAAAAUACAACUUGAUUUUAAUGCCAACAAGAAAAGGAUUUUUGCAUCUUGCGGGUUUUUUACCAUUUUAAAUUUACAAUUUGUGUAGCUUGUAACUAAUGUUCUCUGUACAGCACUGUUGUACAUGAUAGCUAGUGUUGUACAAAGAGCCUCCUAGCAUGUCAAAUUUUUUUUCAUUGUGUAAGGCCAUUUGUAAUUAUCUGAUGCAGCAGAUUUCUCAUGCCAUCUCAUCUGAUGGACAAUUUCUCAGCUAUACCUUUUGAAGGAAGAGAGCUCCCUUCUGGGAUAACUUCUGUUAAACUUACUUGAAGCAUAAUUCAAAAUGAAUGCUAGCUGCAGUUCAGGUAAUUUUUGUCCUUUAGUGCCUAUAGAAGUUAUUCAGGCAAAGCUAUCACUGCUGGGAUGCUCAAAUUUUAAUUAGUCUGUUCUUUCACUUGAAACUUGCACUUUCUUAUUUCCCUACCCAUAUAAUAGAGUUUCUAUUUACCUUCAAAAUGAGCAAAUAUCUAGGGGGGUGGGUAUUUUCAGUAAAGUCCCAAUAAAUGCGGGACUGAAAAUACCAUUAUUGUUGCUCUGCCACUUCUGUUACUGAACAGAAGACGAAAAAUUAACAAACGAUCUGUUGAAUCCCAGAGCUUUGAAAGUAGAGAAAUGGAAGAGGAUUAUUACACUGUGUGUGCCUGAGUCUUGAAAUGUAGUCUGGGCUCGUUGUGCUCUCAGCUUAUGUGCUGGGAUUCCUAGAAGUUUACAUUCCUGUUUUGGAGGCUAAUUAAUUAUUUUUAAUCAAGAAGACCGAAGAAAAGAGGAGUGCACACUUAAAGUUAGUGCUGUUUGAGUUUUGAGGGUAAAAUAACAAGGCAGGCAAACUUUGAACAUACUACCAUACUAUUUCAGCAGCAAGGUCUGGUUAACCUAUUUGGGCUGCUGUAAAACGUUUUAAUUGAUCCUCUUUAUUUUUGUAAAAAUCCCUAAACAAUAAAGGUUGACUGCCUUUAAAAAAAUGUUUGAAACUUUCCCUAUACUGGUUUAUUAGCCUAAUUGACUAGUUGGAGUGAGAUAUAUAUUUUUAUGGUUCUAUGCUAUAGGAUGGGAUUAUUACACAGCAUUCAUUCACCUUCUAUUAAUAUGGGAGGCUUCUAGUGCUGUGACACAGUUGAGCAGUAACCUUACGGGGCUCUAAAGGAAACAAGGAUAUGGGUGGGGAGGGAGGAAACUUGGGUCCAGGCAAAGUUCAGACCUCUAAUGUGCUUCGAAACAUGGAAUGUCUUGGGUUUUUCCUUUGGGUUACGGGGUUUUUCUUGCUUUAUUUGUUUUUGUCUGCUUCCCUGCUCUGUCUUGUUUCUAAUUGGUUUGAAAUAACAUUUCUUAGCUUUUUUAACAGCUACAGCAGAGAAAGCGGAGCAAAGAAAACACUCCAUUCUCUUUUGUUUACAAUAAUUGGAGGAGUUACAAAAUGGGCGUUGCAGUUGCCUAGCUUGUCCCAGACCUAAGUUUCUGGAAGCCCAAAUAUACAGCAUUAUUCUGUUUUGGUUUAGUAUUUGUAUGAUGAUAGAGAUGUUAGCUAAUUAACAAAGCAUCUCUUCACCCCCUCCAGCAUACAGAUGUCAGUCAUGCUCUUGCACUUUUUCUGUUUUCCUUUCCCACCUCUGUUCCUGUUUACAGCACUCAUGGAACAGCCUUGUUCCUUGUGACUGCUGCUUGUACACUGGGAGUGAUGACUGCAAAAGCUAUGUAUUUGCCAGUCUGAGCUGCUUAUGUCUCAGAUAACUGAAAGAAAAAAGUAUAGAGGAUGCGUAUUUUUGGGUCUUGCAUACAUCCCUUGUGGAAGGAUAUGUACACUUGCCUUUUUAUAAAGUGAAUCCACUCCAGUGAAGAUUUUUUUUUUUAUCAUCAUGGAAAGACAUUGUACAUACUACGCACAGAAUGAUGACGACUACAGCAGCUUGAGAAGAAUUGCGAAGCUUUUGCCAUGUACUGUCUCUUAGUCGCAAGUUUUACAGAGCCAGGCAGCUCUUUGC
Athene cunicularia (burrowing owl) is the source of this 9462-nucleotide messenger RNA. It is a transcript of the gene PRR14L, whose product is annotated as proline rich 14 like. NCBI's taxonomy places the organism in Eukaryota, Metazoa, Chordata, Aves, Strigiformes, Strigidae. The record is from RefSeq and is a predicted model, not a curated record. The transcript has 9 exons. The coding region runs from base 417 to 6536 and encodes 2039 amino acids.